This is a messenger RNA of Paramecium tetraurelia, 537 nucleotides long. RefSeq lists its product as uncharacterized. The transcript is spliced from 2 exons. Lineage: Eukaryota; Ciliophora; Oligohymenophorea; Peniculida; Parameciidae. Gene Ontology annotation, molecular function: protein binding. The record is from RefSeq and is a predicted model, not a curated record.
AUGAAGAUGUUAGAAAAUGUCUUAUAAUAAUUGCAACAAAUUUAAUCAGAUUUCCACAAAUUCAUUUCAUUUAAUAAUCUCAACUCUCUUAAAGUUGAUUUCCUAAUUUAACAUAUGAUUCUAUGCAAAGAAUUUCUUUUUACAAUUCAUAGAUUGAUUUCUUUUCUUUCAAGAUAAGCAGUUUAUCUAUAAAAUGUUAGUAGCAAUAUAUCUGAGAAUUUCUAAAAAGGGUUUCCAUUUAAGUACUAUUACAAUUUUCGUAAUUAAUUUAAUAUUCGCAUGGAACCAUUAAAAAUAUAUUUGAGAAUUAAAAGGGAAAAUAGAGUAUUCUUUUUCGAGUGCUCAUUGCUUGAUCCUGUAGAGAUUCUGAAAAGAAAAUUGCUACCUUACUACAAAUAAGAGAUCUAGGAUAUGAGAAUAUAUUUUGGAGAUAGAUUAUUAGAUGAUAAAGCCAAUCUACAAGAUUAAGCAAUUCCAAAUGAUAGUUGUUUAAUUUUGAAAUUAAGAAAAGGAAUGUCUGGCGAUUGGGAUGAAUGA